Molecule: messenger RNA, 5363 nt
Organism: Rattus rattus (black rat)
Lineage: Eukaryota; Metazoa; Chordata; Mammalia; Rodentia; Muridae
Gene: Akna
Product: AT-hook transcription factor
Exons: 22
Coding region: 272-4480 (1402 amino acids)
Biological process (GO): neuroblast delamination; neuroblast division in subventricular zone; epithelial to mesenchymal transition
Cellular component (GO): centrosome
Source: RefSeq, a predicted model, not a curated record
GCGAUGCUUGUCUGUGAGCUGAGGCGGUUCUGGCUGGCAGAGCAGUCUGGAGGCGGUCCAGGGUGCUGUGGAGACUGGGGGCUCCCCAGGUUUGAAACAAAGACCUUGUGGGCAGCUCCCCUGAGCCCAGGCCGGCAGGAUGGCGGUGUAGUCCAAGUGAGGCCACAGGCAGGAUGGCUGGUGCUCAGAGGAGCCACCUGUGAUUCGGAUCCCCGGCUGCAGCUCAGUCUCUUGACGAUGAAGUGGCCGAGGUGAAGCCAGGCCAGGUCCCAUGGCCAGCUCAGGGGCAACGGCACAAUGGGCUGGGUCAAACCUGGGGCAAGGGCCCCGAAGGCGGCGCUGGGCUUGGGCCGAGGAACAAGAUGCAGACGGAAGAGCUGACCAGGGCUGGAGAAACAAACAGUCUCUUCCUGAAGCUACCACUCCUGAGCUCCUAGAGGACUUCCGCCGGGCACAGGAGCACCUGCCACCCCUGGAGUGGGACCCAGACAUGCAGGGCUCCGAAGAGUCUUCUGCAGAAGAGACUGAAGCUGACGAUGUGAGCAGCCCAGAGGGUUCCCCCAUGCCUCUGCCCUGGCUCUCCAGGCACAGUCAUCGGCUGGGCCUGUCUGAUGAGGAGCUGGAUGAGACCCCUGGGAGCCCUGAGGUGGACUUAGCCGGAGAGAGUAGUACAGAACUGGAGUGUGAAGACCAGGGAGAUCCCAGCCCUCCGGUUGCAGGACAGGAGCCAGCCAGAGGCUGGGUUGCCUCUAUCAAACAAGGCAGUAACUACAGACCUUCAGAGCAUCCAGAGGCCCAGCCAUCUGUUGAACACAGCCGCACAAAGUCUUGGAGCAGUGCGACCGUGGGCCUCGGUCAACCUAGUGACAGCCUUGGUUCUACCUGGGAAGGAGACACCAAUGUCCCCCAGCCUGCCACCUUGCCUGAAGCCCUGCCACAGAGUCCAUGCCACAACCUUCUCCACCCAGAUGACAGAAAUGAAGGUGACGUUGCUCCGGCAACACCCACAGAAUUCCGGGACUCCUUAGCAGCACCAGCCCGGAAUCCUGAGUGCUCUGCUGGCACAUGGGGUCGAGAAACCACCAGCCUACCCAGCUCUCGGCCUGAGGACCAAAGCUGGAAGAGAACUAAGGCAUCACCUAAGCCACUGCCCUCCCGGUUUACUGGCUCUGUUAGCCCCCUGAGUACUCGGCUUGGGGCAGUAAACAAAGUUGUGUCACAGCACAAGCAGGGAGCCACCGUGGCUGGCCACUCUUCUUCACGGGUUCCUAAGUAUGGCAGGGGGCGCCUGAACUACCCACUCCCUGACUUCUCCAAGGUGGGGCCCCGGGUGAGGUUUCCCAAAGAUGAGAACUACCGACCCCCAAAAUCCAGAGGCCACAAUAGGCAACAAGGCUCUACCAGACCCCUCAUCUUCAAGUCGCCAGCUGAGAUCGUCCGGGAUGUACUGUUGAGUAGCGGAGACACGCCCCUGGCCAAGGAAUCUUCUCUUGCUCACCCCAUCACCAGGGUGCCCCAGGAGUUCCAGACACCGGAGCAAGCCACCGAGCUAGUUCAUCAGCUCCAGGAGGACUACCACAAGCUCCUCACCAAGUAUGCGGAGGCUGAGAACACCAUCGACCAACUUCGCCUUGGGGCCAAGGUGCACCUGUAUUCAGACCCGCCCCAGCCCAGUCAGAGCUUCUGCUCUGGGUCAAUGCCACAGGGAAGCAAGGUCUUAUCUUUCUCUAUCCCGCAACCCAGAUCAGCAGAGUGGUGGCCUGACCCUGCCCAGGAUUCACAGGCCUCUGAGGCCACAGGGUGGCCGUUCCCACGAUCAGACCUGAGUCCCUCCUCGUCCCCCAGCAUGGCCACUCCAGGGCGGCCUCAUCAGAGCCAGGGCGUUGCUGUAGACCAGCCCUCCACAGGACAGACCCAGGCACUGACCUCUCAGGCCAGCUGGCUCCUGGCCAAGGUGGAAUCCUUCGAGGAACUGGUACUGGCCGGACACCUCCCACCCCAGGACCAAAUCAAGAGCUUGGAGCAACUGAGGGCAGCCCACAUGGCCCUAGAGGCAGAGUACGUGCAGGCCUGCGGAGAAGACCUGGACCCUCAGCUUGAUGCCUCCCAGGGGAGUCCCAGGACUCUCAACCUCUGCAGGGAGCUGGAAGCAGAGAUAUACCACCUGGGACAGCGCCUGGAAGAGCUGCAGGACCAUAUAGACCAGACCCAAGCAGAGCCACAGCCAUGCGGGACAGACCUGCAGGACAGCACCCCAACCAUACCCUUCCAGCCCCAGCCAGCUCACCUACCCAUGCCUUCAGGACCAGUCUCCCCGCCAGAUGUGCAAACCUACCAGGAGCCUGUCACCGCCACCACUUCCCCUGGAAACUCCUGCAUGCUCCCCAUGCCCAAGGAGGUAAACCUGGGCAUCAGGACAGAGGGAAGCCCAAGAGGUCUCCUGGUCCCACUCAAGGACAGGAAGCUUCAGGCGGAGCAGGACUUCCAUGGCCUUCUGGAGAGAUACCUCAGUGUGAAGUCCCUCCCUGAAGCCUUGAGGGUUGAAGACGAGGAGGACCCGGAGGAGGAGGAGGAAGAGCAGCAGGAUCACUCUGACACCUUGAAAGUUGAUGGUUCAGCUGCAGCUCCAGGAAAAACAGAAGCCAGGAGGGCAUCACCAGGACAGCACCCAGCACAGGCUGAGGAAAGACACAGGGCUGCUAUCCAGGAGGAUGAGGAACAGAUGGUAUCUAUGAAGUCAUCAAACUUCCAGCCAUCCAUGGCCAGAAAUAGAUACACGCCAGUCCUGGAUACAGCUGGAGUGGCUCAAGGGGGCACCAAACCCAUGCCAUCACAUCAGAGCAGUCUGACCAGCCUGGAAGAGAGCAGGCCCUCAGAUCUCCUCCCUCGCAAAGCCCUGCUUCGGGCUGGUGGGCCCCACACUGAGGAGCCCUGGAUGGUGUCUCCAGAGACAGACAGUGGCUUCGUGGGUUCAGAAACCAGCAUUGUGUCACCCUUUACCCAGACCCCAGAGCACCAGAUCUCCCAUAUCAGCACCCCAGGCCCAUCAGCUCAACACCUCACUGUCUCUGCCCCUGGUGACGGGACCUCCCAUCCCAAGGUUAAGGGACCCGUGGUUCCCAGAAGAGCCACUGAGGCUGGCAUACCCAGAAGCCUAACCCAGCGGCAUCACUCCAGCCUGAGCUCUCUCCGGAGAGGGGCACAGAGCUGCCACCUAGAGGAGACACCAGUGGCUAAGAUAGCCGUUCCCAGGUCUGAGUUCAAGAGACAGAAGCAGAUUUCCAAACAGCACCUUCCUAGUGGAACAACCAGCCCCGACUCUGCCCCAGCUCCCACAGCUGCCUCCAUGCCGCAUGGGUCAGCAGAGAGCACGGCCAACCUCCUCCUCACCAGGACAGAGCGCGACCAGGCCAUCAAGGAUCUGCAGGCAGAGGUGUCACGGCUCCGCCUACAACUGGAGGACAGCCUGCACCGGCCACGCCCAGACAGCCCAGCUUGUGUGGCUCCUGCUUUCAACCGCUCCACCCAGACCCGGAAAAAGCUGGUGGAUUCCUCACCCUCCUGGGGCUCCCGCUAUGGCAGUAAAUCCACAGAGAGGCUGUUUGGGGAGCCUAGUGGUGCAGAGCCAGCUGAGCCAAUGGGAAGAAGGCGAGUCAGGUCCUCCUCGGUGCCUCGGGAUGUGCCCAGACUGUCAAGCUCUGAAUCUGAAUCGCCUGCCCCUCGGCUAUCAUCUGAGAAGAGCAGAACAUUUGAGGAGCAUCCCCAGGCUGCCCAGUGGGGGACGAGACCACUGGGCAGCACGAAGCGGAGGGAAAGAGUCUCCUUCCGGGGUCAAUACACAGGCCAGGAGUACCACAUUCUGUCCCCAAAAACCAACCUGAAGGACAGUGGCACAGCCUCCUGUCCCCACUGCCAGCCCAUUAGGACCCAGGAUACAGGCAGUGCUGUCUCUAGAGAGCCACUGGGAUCAUCUGCUGCUGACACCCUCCGCUGUUCCCUGUGUGGUGGAGUCAAGCCCUCUGCAGAAGCAGAUGGCCCCAGCUCAGCCCCCUCAGAGAAGAACACCCCCCAGAAACCUGCACCUUCUACCCCCAGCCUCAAGCGGAAGAAGAGGCAGACGGACUCGCCAGUGCGAAUGCUCCCUGGACUCUGGUACCUGGCUGCUGCACCCCCAGCCCCAGCCCCACCAGCCUUGGCCUACAUCUCGGCUCCCAUUAUGCCUUAUCCACCACCCACUGUGUACUAUGCAACCCCAGCACCUACCUCAGUCCACACAGCUUCCCCACAGCCUGCUCAGGGACCUCGGAGAACCCGGCACUCUGUCCAGCUGGGUCUGAAUGACCUGGAGGAUCUGCAGGCUGCCCUCAGGGAGGCUGCACGGGCUGCUGAGAACGUCCGCUCCACCACCCGCCAGCUGAGCCACUCCCUGUCUGCAGACCUGCGCCAUGCCCGUAGCCUGAGAGGCUCCUGCCUCUUCUGACUCCCUGCAGUCUCCGAGACCCAGUAGGCAGGCAGGCGCUGUUUCCCGGUCAACAGUCUCCUGGUACCACUGAUGCCCGGAAGAUGUCAUGCCCUCCUCCCCAGGAGUGCCAUCUGCCUGGUUCAUGUGGCGUGUUUAAAGUGGAAAGACAUUGGCCUGGUCAGGAGUGGAUGAAUGUCCAGGGGUCAGCUCUGUCUAACAGGCAGGCAUAGUGGCCAUAGCUCCCUCUGUCCAGUCAGAGCCUCUGACUCUCCUCAUUGUCUCCUGCCCAUGUGCUUCUGCAGCUGAUAAUAUGGCUCUUCCUGGACAGAAUGUCCUUGCACUGGGGAGCUAACUUGAGCUUGGACCCAUCUCAGAAGGCCAGAGAGGACAAGAGAAGGUUGGGGUCUCUGAAGCAUUUUGGUCACUGCCUGUAGUAGGCACUCGGAGCAGGCACUAUCAGGAAGAACCAGUUAGGGACUUUGUUCCUAGUAACUAGUGGGCAGGGGUAGUACUUGGGGACCCGUAAAUGUCUUGUGACAGAGGCCUCAGAUGACACAUGCCAAGCUCUUCUGUGGUUACAGUUUUUCCCAUGAGUCCACAGAGUACAGCAACUCAUGUAGGGCCAGGACGUACCCAGCAGCCUCAGACCUUCCCACUAUGUCUUUGGAUUUUGUUAGCAUCCACUAGAGGACCAAGCUACCUGCCAGGCCCUGGCUUAAGACCGAGAGACCAGGCCAGCACCCCUUCCCCCGUCCCAUAGCAGAGUGACCUCAACAUUUCUGGGAUGUGUGUGUUAUCACAGAUUGUUUAUAUAUUUGAGGCAUUUAAAAAUCUAUUUUUGUUAUAAAAGCAAAUGAAGGAAAAUAAAUAAUGAACUUAAGAAGGGGAAAAGAAAUCCCCA